Spirometra erinaceieuropaei is the source of this 1089-nucleotide messenger RNA. The record is from the annotation of a GenBank genome assembly. Lineage: Eukaryota; Metazoa; Platyhelminthes; Cestoda; Diphyllobothriidea; Diphyllobothriidae.
AUGGUGAUUCAGGCUAUCUUAGAGACAUCAGGAGUCACCAGACCAACUAAUUUGGCCAAAGAAUUUACACCCCAGUCAAAGGAUACAGAUGGAACCGACGGCGGAUCCCAACAAUCGGCCAAAAAACAUAAACGAAUACACCCCAACUUUGAAGAGGUCCCGACAACUAUGUUGCCAUCAGAGUACGUCACCAACUUCAUCGUUGAAAUACAGAGCGACACUUCAAACAUGAAAGUCAAGCAGGCGGAGAAACAGGACCGAGAAGCCAUCGAUGACGCCUGCGCUCGAAAGUACUGUGACACUGACUUUGUCGGCCAGUCGGAAAAGGACCUGAAGGACUUUGCCAACGAAGACUACCACGAAACUCGAGCCCUUCUACCAGCUAAUCCCCUCGAAGCUCUAGAGCGUAUGAAUGCUGAUAAUGGACAAGCCUUCCAGGUGAACGGCUGUGAAGCCUACUGCGAUAUCGACUUCACAGGCAGAGCAUCGGUGACCCGUGAAGUGGGCGAGGGCUUCGCCAAUGAGGGUCUAGGCGCCAUACUUAAUCAUCAACCCAAAUCUGCUGCUGACACACUAUUUCCUCAUGACGACAUGUGUGAGAGGACCGACUCACCUCUCUGCACCGCUGAGAUCAAGGUGGAAAAUUUGCAAGUCAGGUUGAAUGAAAAUGGGUUCCCCACCUUUACACUGUUGACUCCCGGAGAACCAGGUGAUGGGAUUUCAGAAAAGACUAUCACUCUUAAUGCCAAACUCACGACGUCGGAGGCUUUUGCCAAGACCUUCUCCGCUUCUGUCAGUCCCGUCUUAUCUGGCCUUUUGGGCAACCAGCCGCUGAACUUCUCGAUAGGGGGUGCAGGCUCGGGUCUCUCAACGCCGGAGUACACGUCAUCGAAGGUGCAGUGUCAUUUAGAUGCUGAUGAUCAGCUGCGCGCCAAGAAGGCUCAAAAAUCCCCAAAGGCUGUAAAGACACAUACGAAAAUUGACAAUUCACCACCUGCCGCUGUUCGACGGUCCCCAAGUGAGAUUGAGGCAACUACCUGGUGUCAACCUGGUGGAUGGGCCUGCUUUCCCAUGUUCAAGCGAAAAUGA